Penicillium coprophilum is the source of this 801-nucleotide messenger RNA. It is a transcript of the gene pst2, whose product is annotated as putative NADH-quinone oxidoreductase Pst2. Gene Ontology annotation, molecular function: NAD(P)H dehydrogenase (quinone) activity; FMN binding. NCBI's taxonomy places the organism in Eukaryota, Fungi, Ascomycota, Eurotiomycetes, Eurotiales, Aspergillaceae. The record is from RefSeq and is a predicted model, not a curated record. The coding region runs from base 1 to 801 and encodes 266 amino acids. The transcript has 5 exons.
AUGGCUCCCAAGAUUGCAAUUGUCUACUACUCCAUGUACGGCCACAUCAAGGCCUUGGCCGAGGCCGAGAAGAAGGGCAUUGAGUCCGCUGGUGGUCAAGCCGACAUCUUCCAGUCAGUCACACCAUUCUUCUUCUUCCUCCUCACGUCAUUGAUUGCCGAGACCCUCAACGCGGAAGUCUUGGCCAAGAUGGGCGCUCCUUCCAAGGCCGACUACCCCAUUGCCGAGCCCGCUGACCUCCUGGCCUACGACGCCGUUCUCUUCGGUAUCCCUACCCGUUACGGUAACUUCCCUGCUCAGUGGAAGACCUUCUGGGACAAGACUGGUGGCAUUUGGUCCACCGGUGGUUUCUGGGGCAAGUACGCCGGUCUUUUUGUAUCGACCGGUACCCAGGGUGGUGGUCAGGAGUCUACUGCUCUUGCCUCCAUGAGCACUCUCACUCACCACGGUUUCAUCUACGUUCCCCUUGGUUACAAGACCGUCUUCGCCCAGCUGGCCAACUUGGACGAGGUUCACGGUGGUAGCGCCUGGGGUGCUGGUACCUUCGCUGGUGCCGAUGGUUCCCGUCAGCCUUCUGCCCUUGAGCUCGAGGUUGCCACUGCCCAGGGUAAGGCUUUCUACGAGACUGUCUCCAGGGUCCAUACCGAGUCGAAGCCGGAGAGCUCGACCCCUGCUGCCGGGGAGGCUGCUCAGAAGACUGAGCAGCCUGCCAAAAAGCAGCAGCAGGGUACUCAGCAGCCAGCCAAGGAGAAGAGCAAUGAGGGGCCAUGUGGCUUGCCCAAGAAAUGUACCAUUCUUUGA